Coregonus clupeaformis (lake whitefish) is the source of this 3492-nucleotide messenger RNA. Its product is annotated as zinc finger E-box-binding homeobox 1-like. NCBI's taxonomy places the organism in Eukaryota, Metazoa, Chordata, Actinopteri, Salmoniformes, Salmonidae. The record is from RefSeq and is a predicted model, not a curated record. Bases 58 to 3492 code for a protein of 1144 amino acids. The transcript has 10 exons. Gene Ontology annotation, molecular function: RNA polymerase II cis-regulatory region sequence-specific DNA binding; DNA-binding transcription factor activity, RNA polymerase II-specific. Gene Ontology annotation, biological process: regulation of transcription by RNA polymerase II; anatomical structure development.
GGCGAGAGAGGAGGUGACUCGCUCCGGCAGGCAGUAUUCAGACAGAGCGAAAGGAUCAUGGCGGAUGGCCCCAGGUGUAAGCGCAGAAAACAGGCGAACCCGAAGAGGAAUAACGUAACAAAUUACAACAAUGUUGUGGAGGGCCAGUCAGACUCGGAUGACGAGGACAAGCUACACAUAGUGGAGGAGGACCCUGAUGGAGACAGCACGGUGCCAGAAGACGCCUCAGUAGUAUUAACCCAGAACGGGACAGAGACGCACCAAGACACCUGGGAUGGAGUGAAGGAGGACUGUGGCUCUGAACAGGAGGAUGAGGAGGAGGAGGAAGGGGAAGAGGGGGAGGAGGAGGAGGGGGGUAAGGAUGCCCUGGUAGAGGAGAUGCUACAGCAGGGGGACACAGCGGUCAUCUACCCUGAGGCUCCAGAGGACGAGCAGAAGAGCAUGCCUGAGAGAAGGGUCCCAGACGAGAAUGGGACGCCAGACGCUCUUUCCCAGCUCCUGACCUGUCCGUACUGCUCGCGGGGCUACAAGCGCUGCACUGCCCUGAAGGAGCACAUCAAGCUGCGUCACGAGAAGAGCGAGGACAACUUCAGCUGCUCCCAGUGCAGCUACACCUUCGCCUACCGCACACAGCUGGACCGUCAUAUGACCCAACACAAGACUCAACACAAGGAACCUGUACAGCGCCACGUGCCCCAAACCACGACAACAACAGGGGGGAAUAGGAAGUUCAUGUGCACAGAGUGUUCCAAGGCUUUUAAAUACAAGCACCACCUGAAGGAGCACCUGCGCAUUCACAGCGGAGAGAAGCCAUACGAGUGCCCCAACUGUAAGAAGCGGUUUUCCCACUCAGGGUCCUACAGCUCCCACAUCAGCAGUAAGAAGUGUGUUGGCAUGGUGCCUGUCAACGGUACCCCCCGACCAGUCAUCAAGGCCUCCCAGACCCCCACCACCCAGACCCAGCUUUCCGGCACUGCUGCCGUAGCCCCUGCCCGACUGCUCCUCCGGGGGGAGAAGACAGAUGGCAAGCCCCUUCAGGAGCAGCUCCCCCUCAACCAGAUCAAAUCAGAGCCGGUGGAAUAUGAGUACAAGCCGGUGGCGGUGGGGCCUAACGGGGCAGCGGGGACUAACGGGACAGUGUUUACCGGUGGCGUGGCGGUACCCCAGGGCACGACGCUGCCCCAGGGCAUGGUCCAGACGGUGGUACUGCCCACCGUUGGUUUGAUGUCUCCUAUCAGUAUUAAUCUCAGCGACCUGCAGAACGUACUCAAGGUGGCCAUGGAUGGGAACGUGUUGCGCCAGGUGCUGGGGACGUCCAAGCAGGGGGUGGUGGGGCAAGCUGGGCAACAGGUCAUCUCAGCCAUCAGCCUGCCUGGCUUCGUAGACCAGGACGGAACCACCAAGAUCAUUAUUAACUACACCCUGGAGCCCAAACUGGCCCAACAGCCCAGCGCACCUCAGCUCCUCAAGAAGGAGCCUCCCCCUGCCCCCACCACCACCACCACCACAAACACACAGCCAGCCUCCAAAGUAACAGAGAAACUCUCCCAGGACCUCAGCAUCGUCAAGACCGAGCAGCCCGACUCUGAGCCUGAGUCUGAGAAGGAGAUGGAGACAGAGGAGGCUCAGACCGAGGCAGAGCAGAGUAAGGAGGGUGAGACACCAAAGGCCCAGACAGGCAAGACAACAUGUCUGCUGUGUGAUGACUGUCCUGGUGGUUUGGAUGCACUACACAUGCUCCAGCACUGUAAACCUACCAAUGGGGAGGGGGGCGACGGCAGCCCCCUGGAUCCCUCUAUCGCCGCCCUGCUUGCAGAAUCAGGGAUAACACCAGGCCAGCCCCCUCUGAAGAACCUGCUCUCCCUCCUCAAGGCCUACUUCGCCUUAAACGCAGAGCCCUCCGAGGAAGAGCUGGCCAAGAUCUCCGACAACGUCAGCUUGCCCGUGGUCAUAGUCAAGAAAUGGUUUGAGAAGAUGCGGUCCGGUCAGAUUACCGUCGAGCCUCCUGGUUCCUCUUCCCCUCAACUUUCAGCAGAACCCAGCACAGAGACCCAGGAAUCCCAAGAGAAGAGCGGAGAGCAGAUAGAGGAGCAACUUGCCUCGGCCCAAACCCAGGAGACAUCAUUUUCCCAACCUCCCAACAGUUCCCCUGCCUCGACCUCCGCCUCCCCCUUGGUCUCAGCCUCGGGUCCCUCACCACUAAACCUCUCCUCCAGCGGCCUGGUCAUCGUGAAAACGGAGGAGGACUCGGAGGGCGAGUCUCAAGAUCUUCCCCUGGACCUGUCCCUUCCCAAGCAGCCCCAAUCAGAGCCCCAGGUCCCCCAUGUCCCCCAGGAGCAACCCCUCAACCUCACCUGUUUGAAGAAGGAGACGCUCCAUCCCCAGCUCCAUCCCCAGCUCCAUCCCCAGCUCCAGGCCCAGCUCCAGGCUCAGGGAACCACCAACACCAUCUACGUCACCUCCCCACCCCAGAUGGCCACCUCCAGCCCGGUUAACAUCAUGACCACCCAGCUAGUAGCCAUCACCAACCAGGGCAGCGGCAUGUCCUGCCUCAGGGCCAUCUCCACUGGCACCACCAAACGGACUAUCCUCAUCCCCCAGCUCACCUACACAUACACCACUACAGCAGGCAGCAACGCCACUGGGGCCGAAGGAGCCCAGAAGACCGUCAUACUCAACGGCUUCCAGGAGGAGAAGGCUGACACCAGCUCAGAGGGCGUGUCGGGGGUAGAGGAGCAGAACGACUCGGACUCGGCCCCUCCGCAGAAGAAGAUGCGUCGGCUGGAGAGUGGCAUGUACGCCUGUGACCUGUGUGACAAGAUCUUCCAGAAGAGCAGCUCCCUGCUCAGGCAUAAAUACGAACACACAGGAAAACGGCCACACGAGUGCGGCAUCUGCAACAAAGCCUUCAAACACAAGCACCACUUGAUAGAACACACGCGUCUGCACUCCGGAGAGAAACCCUACCGGUGUGACAAGUGUGGCAAGUGUUUCUCCCACUCGGGCUCCUACUCCCAGCACAUGAACCACCGAUACUCAUACUGCAAGAAGGAGCCCCAGGGAGAUCGUCAGGUGGGGCGUCGGCUCGGAAUGAGCCCCGAAAUGAGCCCCCAAACAGAGGAGCAGCAGUCAGACAGCCGGCCCACCUCCCCUCCCUCCCAACUGGACUCAGACGAGAGGGAGAGUGAGGAGGAGCUGGAGGAAGAGGAGGGAGAGAAGGAGGGCAUGGAAGCCAUGAGCAUGGACGACAUACGGGUGGUGCAGGUGGGCGAGGAUGAUGAAGAGAGUGAGAUCUACGAGGUGGAGGAGUUUGGGGAGGAGAGACAAGAGGAUGAGGAAGAAGGGAGCAGAGAGGAGGAGGCACAUGAGGAAGAGGAGGAAGGACAGCAGGAAAAUAAGGAGGAAGGGAGCAGAGAGGAAGAGAAGUCUGUACAGCAGGAGCAGGUGUGUGAGGAAGAGGAGGAAGGGAGGAGAGAGGAGGAGUGUGCCUGA